AUGAAGAGAUAUUCAACAAAGCAUUUUAAACGCAUUCUAAUUGCUAAUAACGUUAACAUCGACAUUGACCUGAAAACUGGAAUCGUUGCUAAGAAUAUGGCUAAGAAAGAGAAGAUCAAGAAAACAAUCAACACAAUCCAUCAAGUCGACAAUGGCUGA
Molecule: messenger RNA, 159 nt
Organism: Arabidopsis thaliana (thale cress)
Lineage: Eukaryota; Viridiplantae; Streptophyta; Magnoliopsida; Brassicales; Brassicaceae
Exons: 2
Coding region: 1-159 (52 amino acids)
Source: RefSeq, marked reviewed